CCAAAACUCACACAUCUUAUAUAACCAAAGUUUCAGUUUCAUUCUUAUGGUACCUUUCUGGGUUUCCCACUCACUGUCAGAUGUUGGGUGGUGCCCUCUCAGCCCCAACAACUCAAGGCCUCAAGGCAACAACAACAAUUCCAAUGCCUUAUCCUACUCACAGAUUAUUGUCUACCCAUUUUUGUUUCCUUAAGAACCCAGUAUCAAAUACUAGAGGAUUUUCUUCAAAAGAGAAUUGUUUUAUCAGAGGUCACCAAAUCAACAUCAAGAAAUUUUUUGGCCUUAUAUCUGGUCGGGCUCCACGAAACAAAGCAGGAGUUGCUGUUUCCCCAUGCUGUAUGCUGCCACUGACAGAAGAGAAUGUGGAGAAGGUUUUGGAUGAGGUAAGGCCUGGCUUGAUGGCUGAUGGAGGGAAUGUGGCUUUACAUGAGAUAGAUGGCCUUGUUGUUAUCCUCAAGCUACAAGGAGCAUGUGGAUCAUGUCCUAGCUCAGCUAUGACCUUAAAAAUGGGAAUUGAAACUCGCCUCCGGGAUAAGAUUCCGGAAAUCAUUGAAGUGGAGCAGAUACUGGACACUGAGACUGGUCUUGAGUUAAAUGAAGAAAAUGUUGAAAGUGUUCUUUCUGAAAUCAGACCUUACCUUGUUGGGACUGGGGGAGGAAUAUUAGAGCUUGUUCAAAUCAAUGAUUAUGUUGUCAAAGUUCGGCUAAGUGGACCAGCAGCUGGGGUUAUGACGGUUCGUGUUGCCUUAACACAGAAGCUGAGAGACAAGAUACCUUCUAUUGCAGCUGUGCAGCUGAUAGACUGAUGUAACAUACAAGUUCUUUUAUAUUUUUGACUCAUCUGUUACAAGAUGGAAUGGAAUCAUACAACAGAAAGAACAUGUAAAAUUCUACACGCUAGUUGCUAAUGGAUAUGUUGCCCCCCAAAAC
Abrus precatorius (Indian licorice) is the source of this 930-nucleotide messenger RNA. Its product is annotated as nifU-like protein 3, chloroplastic. Gene Ontology annotation, biological process: iron-sulfur cluster assembly. The coding region runs from base 81 to 806 and encodes 241 amino acids. Lineage: Eukaryota; Viridiplantae; Streptophyta; Magnoliopsida; Fabales; Fabaceae. Gene Ontology annotation, cellular component: chloroplast stroma; mitochondrion. The record is from RefSeq and is a predicted model, not a curated record. The transcript is spliced from 4 exons. Gene Ontology annotation, molecular function: iron-sulfur cluster binding; iron ion binding.